CGAGCGAGCGAGCGAGCGAGCGAGAGAGAAGCCUCGGCUCGGCGGUAGGCGCUCCGGUUGUAGCUCAGACGUUGUCGCUCGUUUGCCGAGAGUGGAGGUGCUUGACGUGGAGCGCUCAGCUGCACUCGUCGCCUUUUUCGACGCCCAAACAGCAGCAAGUGUGUUCAAGUGUGCGUUUUGCCUGAGCAGCCGCAGGUCAAUCGACAUUGUCUAUUGUAAACAACGACACGUGAUUCAGUGCGCGAUCAUCGUCAGAGACAUUGUCGCAUUAAUGACUGCAGUCAGGGUGUCUUUUCGUGCGCGUCACAGCGCGUAGCGGUAGGUGCAGCAGCAGCAGCAGCAGCAGCAGCAGCAGUCACCGUCAGCCGACAGGCCGUGUAGCAGCGACAAUUGCACUCAUUGUCGCGGCGGAGAGUGUUGGCUUGGCUCGCAAGUGUCUUAAUAAAAAGCAGCCAAACUGUACGGGCACAGGGAGGAGGAGAUGUUGAUGACCGCGGAGUCGGAGCUGAAGGGUGGCAGUCUGCACGGCCAGAUGCCGCCGCACUCACACCAGGGUGUCGCGCCGAUGGGCCACCCGACACACGCCGUCUCGGCGUACGGAGCCCUCGGCUCGCUGGUGCACAGUCCCGCGCUGUCGGGCAGCCCGCCGUCGAGCGGCCUCGCUGCGCUGAAUCUGCCCCACCAUCACCAGCCGCCGCAGCAUCACUACGCGUCGAUGCAGGCGGCUCAGCAGCAGCAGACCCAGCAACAGGUACACAGUCAGCAGCAGAGCAUGCACUCGCUGCAGCAGCAGCAGCAGCAGAGCGUGCAGCAGCACCACCAUCAGCAGCAGCAGCAGCAGCAGCAAGGCCAUCAGCAGGCACCGAACAACAACAAUAGCACGAGCAAGAACAACAACAUCGACCGAGUGAAGAGGCCGAUGAACGCGUUCAUGGUUUGGUCGCGCGGACAGCGCCGGAAGAUGGCCCAGGAGAACCCCAAGAUGCACAACAGCGAAAUCAGCAAGCGGCUCGGCGCUGAGUGGAAGCUGCUCAGCGAGGCGGAGAAGCGGCCGUUCAUCGACGAGGCGAAGCGGCUGCGCGCCGUCCACAUGAAGGAGCAUCCCGAUUACAAGUACAGGCCGCGGCGCAAGACCAAGACUCUGCUGAAGAAGGACAAAUUUCCGCUGGGCGCGGGUGGCGUGGCCGGGGUCGGUAGCAUGCUGGGCGUCGACCAGCGCGGCCAGGUGGGCUCGACGCCAGGGGGUCCACAGCAGUCGCAGCUCAGCCGCGAAGUUUAUCAGAUGCCCAGCGGCUACAUGCCCAACGGCUACUCGAUGAUGCACGACCCCACGACGGCGGCUUAUCAGCAACACUACAGCAGCCACAUCAACGCGACGAGUGCCUACCCGAGGUACGACAUGGGCCACCACCUCGGUGGCGGUUCGCCGUCGCCGAUCAACAGUUACAUCAAUGGCUACGGCGGCUACACGGGGACGACGGUGCCCGGCGGCUCGCCGUCGCCCUACCACCAGACACAACCCGGCUCGCAAAUGUCCAGCCACAGCCCGUCGGGCAGCAGCAUCAAGAGCGAGCCCACAUCGCCUGCCUCCGCGGGCAUUCACACGCCGACGCCGAGUGGUGCCCCGCCACCGGUCAAGCGGGAAUACAGUAGCAUGGCUCAGCAGCAGCAACAGCAGCAGCAGCAGCAGCAGGGCGAGCUUCAGCAGAUGAUUUCCAUGUACAUGGGCGGCGAGCAGGCCGUCAUGCAGCACACCCAGCACGUUUACUCGCCUGGACCGUCGCCCGAUUCGCUACAGCAUCAGUCGGUCAUGACGCCGAUGGCACAUAUGAUAGCUUAGAGAGAUGGACGGAUGGAUGAACGAGGCCCCGAGACACACUGAGACACACGCUCGCCCGGCAUAUAGCAAAAACGAGAAAAAAUAAGCAAAGAGCACGAAAAAACAGAAUCCGGCUUAUGUCGAGAGAGAUUUUUGCUUAUUGCACAAUUUUGCUCACAAGAGAGUAUGCACGUGGGGGUACCGAGCCAAGAGCCGCUGUCGACGCCGCCCUUCGGUUGAUCAAUCUCAAAUAUUCACUACACGAGCCAGCGAAGGACAGGAGUACUAUUCCUUUCUAGAGGAGAGGAACGAGUAAUAAAAACAAAAAAAAAACAAAUGAGACACAAUUUAAGAACGAUCUAUCUUUGAAAGCAUAAACGAAAGAUAUAGAAUAUGAUAAAAAGACAAAAAAAAUGUUGAGGAAGUAAGGCCUACUUCCACGUGAAAAUGUUUAUAUACCAAAUUAUAUACAAUUAUUCCAUGAAUCCUGUAUAAACUGAUUAUAUAUAAUUUAAAACUCUGUACAUACAAUUGUAAAUAUAUAAGUAUAUUAUGAAUAAUUGUAUAUGAUACAAGAUAUCAUAUUAUGAUUUUUUUUAAUUAUAUUAGGCGAUAAAUAAUAAAAAUAGUGAAAAUGACAAAAUUUUCUUUGUUUCAUGAUUUCAAAAUCCCUAUUUCAUUGCUUUUCUAUUUUCAUUCUUUUAUUAGUAUAUCGACAAUACAAAUAACAAGUUUAUCGACAAAUUUGCAAACACAUGCCAAAUUUAUUUAUUUUCAAGAUAACGGAAGUAUUAUUUUAACAAUUUCAAAAGUAAAGUUGUUUACAUUUCGAUGACUUUUCUUGACGUACCAAUAGCAAGUAAAAAAAGCAAUUUAUUGAAAGUUAUAAUGAAAUCAUUAUAAACAUUUUCACGUGGAGCUGUGAUUUAUAGAUAAUAUUAUCAAAGCUGUUUAUACCAGCGAAUAUACAUUAAAUAUUCUCAUGCUACAAAAUUCAUUUACAAUUUUUUAUAUUUAUUUUUAUUGGCUUUUCUUUAUAAUUUAAUGUAAAAUCGAUGCGGCAAUUUGUUAUGCGUUUGUAUCAAAAUUAUUUUUAAUAUGUAUAAAUAUACAACUAUUAUUACAGUGCGAUAAUUCGCAUAAAAGUAUCUCUUAAAAAGUAGUUUCAAGUUUGAUAUAUCGAAUUUACGCAAUGUUUCAUGCAACUGCAACGAAUGCACAGCAUCGUAUGUGUAUUCGUUGGACUUGUAAUAUUUGUUGCAAACUAGAUUAAGUAAAAGAGAAGAAAAAAAACUUUUUAAGAGAUUUUCUUUAACAAUAUUGAAAACAGAAGAAAACAUCAACUUCGUAGGCUCGUGGGUUUCUUGAUGUUGUCGCGGCGGCCGAUUGGCGGCUUUUCCGCGAGACCCCCACGUACGCCUUUCUCUUGCUGGUUUGCUUUCAAUCUACUGAAAUAGAACAGAGAACCGUGAAUUAAAAAAAAGGAAAAUUAAGACUUUCUGGACCAAUGCGGCAAUACCGUAGAGGUGAAUUAAAAUGGUUUGCUGCCGAAACGUUUUAAUUCAUUUGUGCGUUUUAACAUGUAUACGAAAAAAAAUAGUUAAGCAGACACGAUAACGAUUGAAAUCGAGAUGAAAGUUGCUAGAUUUUGGAUUAACGAACGUUUGAGCCCUGAUUGAUUUGAAAAAAAAAAAACCACAGUACAUGGCCUUUAUUUAGACCAAUGCUAUGCGUUCGAAGCUGCGAUAAUUGCACGCCUUUAUCAACAUUUGAGGUGGAUUGGCUUUGACAAGCAAAUAGACGUUGAUCUGAAAUCAAGCAACUUUAUAUCUUGAAGUUCCAUCGCAAUUUUUUGAAAUGCUAAAGCUCAGUGAUUCGUUGACGAGUAUAUACGGGUAGACUCGUUAAUCUCCUCAAAUAACCACUGUGAUAUAAACGAACGUUUGUCGCGCGAGACAUACAAAAUAUAUACAUUAUCGUCGAUUAUCUUUUUGUGCGUUCGCGCAACUAAACAAAAAUUACGUAUACGAUUGUAAAUAGUUAUCUAUAUAUUAAUGUAUAAGUAAAGGAAAAAAUAAAGAUCACAAUGCGUAAAUACAUGUGUAUAUUAUCCACAAAUACCGAGUGUAUAUAAAUCUUUUUUUCAUUUUCCUUUCUUCUUUCGAAUAACGAUAUUUUAGAUUAACAAGCAAGCAUAGAAUAACAGCAAGAAAAGCAAAAAAUCAAUUCUCUGCGUAUAUACUUCCAUAUAUUUAUAAAUAUUUAUAUAUAAACGAAACUCAUAUAUAUUAUAUAUGUGUACUAUUUGUAUUCUCAAACCGCGAGUGUGCGAGUAUGCAAAUUAUAUAAAUAUUAUAGACGAUCGCAUUGUUAAGGACUUAGAUUUUACGUCGAAUUAGCGUAACAAUGUAAAACAUUACAUGUAACAUGCACUCCUCAUAUAAAAGACAAAACAAGUAAGCUAUAUUAUGCACGUUCAAGUAUACUUUUCUUUCGUCUCUUUUUUUGUUACAAACACACUUCACACAAUGCGAAAAUAUACCCUUGUAAAUAACCAGUAAACAAAUAUGAUCGUAUAGAUGUUGAAAAAU
Messenger RNA from Phymastichus coffea, 4410 nucleotides. It is a transcript of the gene SoxN, whose product is annotated as transcription factor Sox-2-like. The record is from RefSeq and is a predicted model, not a curated record. Bases 482 to 1840 code for a protein of 452 amino acids. Gene Ontology annotation, biological process: cell differentiation; regulation of DNA-templated transcription; anatomical structure morphogenesis. The transcript has 2 exons. NCBI's taxonomy places the organism in Eukaryota, Metazoa, Arthropoda, Insecta, Hymenoptera, Eulophidae. Gene Ontology annotation, molecular function: RNA polymerase II cis-regulatory region sequence-specific DNA binding; DNA-binding transcription factor activity, RNA polymerase II-specific.